This is a messenger RNA of Haliotis rufescens (red abalone), 615 nucleotides long. RefSeq names its product sodium- and chloride-dependent creatine transporter 1-like. Lineage: Eukaryota; Metazoa; Mollusca; Gastropoda; Lepetellida; Haliotidae. Gene Ontology annotation, biological process: sodium ion transmembrane transport. Gene Ontology annotation, cellular component: membrane. The record is from RefSeq and is a predicted model, not a curated record. The transcript is spliced from 4 exons. The coding region runs from base 1 to 615 and encodes 204 amino acids.
AUGGCGAGCACGGGGGACACUGAUGCGGGACUGCCCUUGACGGAAUUACAUUGCCAAGGAGGAAGCCAAGGAGGUAACAGAAGUGAACCUGCACGACAGAGAGCAUCAUGGAGCAGACAUCUGGACUACAUGCUAACAAUGGUUGGAUACUGUGUUGCAUUGGGAAACCUGCUGAGGUUCCCCUAUAUCUGCAACAGGAACGGCGGAGGUGCUUUUCUGAUCCCGUUCUUAUUGCUGCUUCUCAUUACCGGGUUUCCAACGUUCUUCUUAGAGGCGACCAUCUCUCAGUUCUCGGGAAAAGGUGCCAAACAAGUUUGGAGCUUUUGCCCUAUGUUCAAAGGAGUUGGUGUCGGCUCUGUAUUGGUUACAUGUGCUUACAUGCCCUAUUACAACCUCUAUCUGGCCUGGCCCAUCUACUACAUGGUGAAGUCCUGCUCCAGCGUCCUGCCCUGGACAACUUGUGGCAACAGCUGGAACACCGACCUGUGUGCGGAAGACUGGAAUACUACUUCUAGCAGUAGCAUGGCAGCCCUGGGAGGGAAUACAUCAGAUGCAAUCACUGCCGAGCUGUGGGAAAAUGUACAAUGUACUGAGUAUCUCUACUGGCUUGGAUGA